UCAGUACUAGUUCAUGUUUGUGCACCACGUGGGGAGUGAGUUUAACCCUUUCUGUUCCGGGUAAUUGAAACCAUCUGCCUUUGUAUAAAGUAAGACACAGCCCUUGUGAUUCCCUGACAGUCGGAUCAGUGCAGUGAGUGGGAACAGAACUCUACUGUUUGCCAGAGGAGCUGACGCUCUGCCCAUUAGGGACCUUCCCCUUGUUGUGGUUGUGCAACUUGUGGAACUGACACUGCCUGGCCUAUGGAACACAGCUCCUCACUCCUCACUCACAAGAACCAACAACAAGUUUCCGCAGAUCCACCAGGAUUUCAUUCCCCCCUCUGCCUGGGACGUCUCUCCUCUUUCAGUUUCAGCAAAGCACAAACAAAGGGCAAGUCUGCCCCCACUCUGCCCCCACUGUGCCUGGGAAGAAGCCUUUGUGCUUGGGGCUAAGGACUGACAGCCAGAGGGGGAAGGGCAGAGGUUCAGCUCCCUGUUGUGUCACAUUGUGGAUUUUCGGAGAUUAUCACAUUGGACUUUGCUCAGUCACAUUGGGAUGGUGAGGAGUCAGAGUCGCGCGGGGAGCUCAGAAGUGCAAGUCGUGUGUAAAUGCCCCGUGGUCUCCAGUAGUGCCAGUGGGUAAGUCAAUAAAUACCAUGCACUGCUUGCCCCAUGGCUCACAUAAGGACGUGGUAUUUGAAGGUCUUACUCUGUGUUGGAACCUUCCUGCUCUUCAUAUUGGUUUGGUGCCAUGUUACCCAACUACUGGGAGAACCUAAAGGAGGACUGGGCCUUGACUUGUCUCCCCUCUUCUCAGGAGACCUUGUCCAACCAUCCUGCCCAGAAGGACUAGUGCUCCUCAUCUUGGUCACCUCACACCCAGCUCAUACCGAGCAAAGGAAGAUCAUCAGGAAAACUUGGGGCGCCCAAAGUGAGAUGGCUGCUUACCCCUGGCAGGCAGUCUUUCUGAUUGGACGUACACUGGACUUAGAACUGGACUGGCAUCUCCAUAAAGAGCAUGUAGCCAACAGUGACCUCCUAAUGGGGAACUACCUGGACACCUAUCGGAACCUGACCCUGAAGGUGAUGCAUGGAUUAAAGUGGGCAGUAGACAGGUGCCACCCUCGCUACAUUCUGAAGACCGAUGAUGACUGCUUCGUCAACACUGACCGGCUUCCAACCUUCUUGGCUCGUACCAAUAGGAUCCGACAAGGUCUCUAUGUUGGUUCAACAUUCUCCAGGGAAAAGCGUGUUGUCAUAAGGGACCCCUCCAGUAAGUGGUACGUCUCAAAGCAGAACUAUGAUCCAGACACCUACCCCCCUUAUGCCAGUGGAAUUGGCUACAUCUUGUCUCUUGAUGUGGCUCACACUGUGUUGGCAACGGCACAGACCACACCAUCCAUUCCCAUGGAAGAUGCCUAUGUUGGGAUUUUGGCUGACAGAGCAGGGGUCAAGCUCCUCUCCAGCACCAGAUUUGCCAAACACAACCUCAAGUGGAGCAUCUGCAACUACCGCUACCUCAUGGUCAUUCAUCGGGUGUCCCCGGCAGAGCAGGAGUUGGCCCAAGGGAAUGUCCAGCUGGCCAACACUGACUGUACCAUGAACAAGGAGGUGAAACACUGGUAGUCACAUAAUGUUAUGUGGGCUGUAGCUCGGGACUGGAUGGGCCACCAACUGGAAAUUUACAGGUCACGUUAUAGUGAUUCAUGGGGAGAAGAACCAAGAACUGGAAACCCAACAGGACCAGGAGGUCUACAUGUACUUACCUCCUGUGAUCUCAUGAGUAUAUAAUGUAUGUUCCUGCAAGGUUUGUAAUAAAUCAGUUAUUUAAUUACACUGAAAAGGAACAGAGGUCUGACCCCGUUAUGCUGCUUAGCUUUCUGGCACAUUGGUAAGUGUUCCCAUUGGUCUAUAGGCUAAAGGCUCAGUCAGUCAGUAUUGCAAUAGAAAAAGACAUUCUCCAUUAAUAGUAUUUCUCCCUGUGUGACAUAAGCAGCAUCUCCAAUAUCCUAAUUAUCAUGUCCGGCCAUAUAGUUCUGCUCAUCUUACUACACUUUUACUAUCACUCACCAACCCUACUAACUACUGGGCCCAACAGCACAACAUUCCAUCACAAUGUCACACCUCCCAACUGGGCCCUUAUUAGUGGAACAGUCCCAAUAUUGACAGCUCAUCCCGCAGUCCCGGGUUUGUUACUGAAACGUCCCAACUUUCUCUUUGAUCUCCUGCACUGAACAGCCAGAGAAAGAUACAAAGUUUCUGAAACUUAACUGGCUUUUGGCAGAGAGCCCAGAACACUCAGCAGGUGCACUUAGAUACUUUUGUAAUAAUUUAAGAUAAGCAAAGAUACAAUUGUAACAAUUUAUGAUAAGCAGGUCUCUUGGGGAAACUGUGUCUUGGAGCUUAAAGGGCAAUUCAGCUUCAUUAUCAAAACUGUAAUAACACAUAAAAACCACAGAAAUGUGUUCAAACUUUUAUAACCUGCCAAAUUUUGUAAAAUGAACAUGGUAAUUAUGGGGUGUGGCCACAAAAAAUGGGCGUGGUCAAAUAUUGUUGUCCCUCUUUCUAUUUCACAAAUGUUGGGAGGUAUGAAUGUUCAUGGAUCUGAUCCCCAUUGUGAGCAGCAGUUCUGCCCUGCUUUAUGGCUGACAUGCCAGUACCACAGUGGGUAUGAACUCUAUCCAAUACCAGUGACUGUGGGUUUAGAGGAUUCAUUGUGACAUAAAAAUGAAAAUGUAGAAAAGAACAAAAAUGGUUGAUUUAUGAAAUAAAAUAAAUUCUCAUAACA
Xenopus laevis (African clawed frog) is the source of this 2770-nucleotide messenger RNA. Its product is annotated as beta-1,3-galactosyltransferase 5. NCBI's taxonomy places the organism in Eukaryota, Metazoa, Chordata, Amphibia, Anura, Pipidae. Bases 655 to 1608 code for a protein of 317 amino acids. The transcript has a single exon. The record is from RefSeq and is a predicted model, not a curated record.